GGGACAAACCAACCCGAUCCGCCCCUUCCCCCACCCCCUCGGAUCUAUCCCUGCAAAGCAAUGAGGAGUGGGAGCCAACCCAGGAGGCGGAUGCGACCGACCAGGCAUCUAGUGACCAGCCGCGGUCGUCAAGGGCCCAUGAGAAGUCCAAGAAAAAGCCUAGUAAAAAGGCAAGAAGCCAGCCAGAGGAGCAGUCGGAGGAGGAAGCCUCUGGUGAAGAAGCAGGACAGAAAAAGCCGCGUGGACCCAGAUACACUGAGGCGGAAAACUGUGUCCUAGUGGAUUGCGUCGACAGGUCCUACGACGUUUUGUAUGGAUCAAGGGCACAGAAAACAGCAUUUAAGGUAAAGCGGAACAUCUGGGAAUCCAUCGCCAGUCAAGUAACUGCAAUUUCUGGAAACCGUCGGAGCACCCGAAAUUGCUUGAAGCGGUACAGUGAUUGCCGCAGACAGACCAAGAAGAAGAUGGGGAUUCAGCGCCGACAUGAGACAGCUACGGGAGGUGGCCCGGCUCUCAAUUUGAAGUGGCUAUCCUGGGAGAACGUUAUUAGAAGGCGCUUGAACCCUGUCAUGGUCGAAGGAGUUCGCGGAGGUGUGGACUCCAGCCGUCCUGCUGGCUUUCUCGAGGAGGAAGAACCGCCCAGAAGACGGAGGAAGGCGGGAGACCAGCCGUCCAAAAGGAGGUCUGAUGACAGACCUGCCCAGAGGACAUCACCUGCGCACAGGACAUCGCCAGCGCACGGACCGUUACCUGUGCAGCAGGCAUCGGCAGCAGCGCGCGGACCAUCAACUGCGCCGCAAGCAUCGCGAGCACACAGAUCGUCACCUGUGCGCCACAGUUCGUCAUCGCGCAGUUGGUCACCUGUGCACCAGACGACAUCAGUGCACAGACUAUCACCUGUGCACCAGACACCGUCGGCGACCACACCACAAGAUGGGCGCCAAACUACAGCUCCUGCGCGCAGGCCAUCACCAGAUCGUCGUCUCUCCAGGAGCUCUGGGACUGUGACUGAAGAGCCUCAAGACACAACCCUUGUGGACCCAUCACUCGAUCUGUUUGAGUCUACAGGGUUAAACUUUUCUUGGGUUUGAGGACAGCCGUGCAGAUGUAUCCAGCCAGACCCUUGAAAAGUCUUCCGAAACGAGGACAAGUGGAGCUCCUGGAGCAGCGGCAUCACAGGAUGGAGAAGUGGUGCCACGAACCAGCAGCGGACUAGCUUCGGGGAUUGGUUCGUACUUCAGGCCGGAUCUCCUACAGGGGUCGUCAGAGGAUGACGAGGUGGAAGUGCAGGAUGAUCCAGUUGCUACAUCCCUGCCUGCCCAAAUGAAUGUGGUGGCAGACAUCCAGGAAGGGCAGAAUCCCUCAACUGUUCAGAGGGUUCACACCCUGGCAUCAGAGAUUGGGACACGCCAGGAUACAUACACAAAUGUUGUGGGAAGCAGACUGGACAACAUUGAGAGGACAAUGGAGAAAAUGUCCAACAAUCUGCAUGAACUGCAGAAGACUAUUUCCGACAGCACGGCCACAAUACUACAGAUCAUAAUUGAAGAUCGUAGGGAGAAUAGGAACAUACUUAACAUCAUGUCCGAUUCCUUGGUCAAGCUUGUGGAAAAAAACACAUGUUUGGCAGAAAG
Pseudophryne corroboree (corroboree frog) is the source of this 1634-nucleotide messenger RNA. Its product is annotated as serine/arginine repetitive matrix protein 1-like. NCBI's taxonomy places the organism in Eukaryota, Metazoa, Chordata, Amphibia, Anura, Myobatrachidae. The transcript is spliced from 5 exons. The record is from RefSeq and is a predicted model, not a curated record. The coding region runs from base 465 to 1091 and encodes 208 amino acids.